Messenger RNA from Carassius gibelio (silver crucian carp), 2871 nucleotides. Its product is annotated as tyrosine-protein kinase JAK2. The record is from RefSeq and is a predicted model, not a curated record. Gene Ontology annotation, molecular function: cytokine receptor binding; non-membrane spanning protein tyrosine kinase activity; ATP binding. The transcript has 4 exons. The coding region runs from base 666 to 1343 and encodes 225 amino acids. Gene Ontology annotation, cellular component: cytosol. Gene Ontology annotation, biological process: cell surface receptor signaling pathway via JAK-STAT; cell differentiation; intracellular signal transduction. Lineage: Eukaryota; Metazoa; Chordata; Actinopteri; Cypriniformes; Cyprinidae.
AUCGCAGCUGGGUCUGUAGCACCUCUGGAUCCGGAUGAGCUUCGGUUCGGUCUCCAUGACAACAGAAUCAGCGGAGUCACUAACACAGACAAACGAACCCAGACCCGCGAGAUAAUGAGUUAGAGAGGUUCGGUUCGUGUUUUGUUGAUGUUGCUGUCUGAGGACUUUGUGCGCUUGUCCUUAAAGAUCCACUCACGGGAAAAUCCUGUUUCUGUUUCGCUCUGAAUCGGGUGGUUUCCCCUCAUCAUCACACAUGUGGCCCGUUUCUUAUAUGAUCAGGGUUUGUUGUGAAGUUUCUGACCGCUGGAAGUUUGCAGCUUCACACGUGUGUGUGGUUUGAGUUUGACAGGACAGGAGUGUCUUAAAGUGACAGCAGCAGAGUUCUGCUUCAGUGUGAACACAGCACCGGAGUCAGAGGAACUGAAGCGGUCUGGAGAUGUGAAGAUGGAGAUCAGGCGACUCUUCUCGGGUCUCAGCCGGACUCCUGGAUCAUCUGAUGGGGGUCUGUGGACGUGAAGAGCAGGUGGAGCUCAGAAGUGUUUCUGGAGUUAGGCUUGUUCUUCAUGAGCGCUGUGUGAUAAGUGUUCUUCUGCAGAUAACACUGCUGCGGUGUUCUUCCGUCCGUGUGCCUUCUGGAGACGUUUGUCAUCUUCUGUCAUCUAGUCAUGAGCAGAACCGCAAGCGAACAGAAACAUCAGAGUGAGACGCCAGAGAUCCGACUCCGCUGGGAAACACAGGAUUUACUCUUUCAUUCAUCACAGAAGCUGCUGUUCUACGAAGACAAGCACCAGCUCCCAGCUCCGAAGUGGACAGAGCUGGCCAGCGUGAUCAACAGCUGCAUGGAGUACGAGCCGCUGCUGAGACCCUCGUUCAGAGCCAUCAUUCGAGACCUCAACAGCCUCUUCACACCAGACUACGAGCUGCUGGUGGAGAGCGACACGGUUCCCAGCAGGCAUCGGGCUCUGGGUCUCGUCGGAGCGUUCGAGAGUCAGGAACCCACUCAGUUUGAGGCCAGACACCUGAUCUUCCUGCAGCUGCUGGGGAAGGGGAACUUCGGCAGCGUGGAGAAGUGCCGCUACGACCCGCUGCAGGACAACACGGGUGAAGUGGUGGCGGUGAAGAAGCUGCAGCACAGCACGGCCGAACACCUGCGAGACUUCGAGCGUGAGAUCGAGAUCCUGCGCUCGCUGCAGCACGAGAACAUCGUCAGAUACAAGGGAGUGUGUUACAGCGCAGGUGAGCCUCUGUCUGCCCCAGAGCAUGCUGGUCCUGAGACACCAUUCACACAGUCUCUCUCUCUCUCUCUCUCUCUCUCUCUCUCUCGCUUUGCCUGUCGGGAAUGAGGGGUGCGUGAGGUUUUCACGGGUGAGAAGAGCAACUGAUUUCCUCUUUUCUUGGGAAUUUGUUUAGUUUUUUUUCUUUUGUUGAUUUUGUUUGUGUUAUUUUUGCUAGUUUCUUUGUUUAUUGUUAAUUUUUAUUUGUAUUUAUUUUUUGUUUGUUUGGCCUCGUGGCGGGGUGUGAGAAUGGAGGCUUACCCCAGUGGGUGGGAUUCCUCUCUUUCACUCCGUCACGGAGUAAGGUGUGUGCCUGUAGCUGAUGCAUCAGUGGAAGAUGUACUCGUUGCGGUUGGUGAACAAAUUGGAUUUGAAAAAAUAGUUUCUGCCUCGCGCAUGAGUUUUCUUUCUUCCUUUUUUCCCCUCUUUAUAUGGAGAGCUUAAAAAUAGGAACCAUUAAUAUAAAUGGAGGGAGGGAAAAAAAUAAAAGGGCAGUUCUAUCUAAAUAUAUACAAACAAAAAACAUUAAUAUUGCUUUUAUACAAGAAACCCAUAGUGAUCAGAUAAAUGAGAUAGAUUGGAGAAUGUGGUGGGAUGGAAAUAUUUUCUUUAGUCAUGGCACUAAUUUUUGGAAAAAAUAUAAACAUAACUGUUAUGUCUACGUGUGAGAUAGAAAAAGGUAGGGCUUUAGCUCUUCAGGUAGAGAUAAUGGGUUUAAGUUUUGUUUUUAUUAAUAUAUAUGCCCCAAAUAAUGGUGCAGACAGAAUAAGGUUCUUUAGGAAGGUGAAUGAAAGCUUAAAAGAUUUUGAUAAGGGUACAAUUUUGGUUUUAGGUGGUGAUUGGAAUUGCACAUUAGAUUUUACUGUGGAUAGGAAUGGAGAGGAACCUUGUCCACCUUCAGCUAGUGUUUUAAGGAAUAUUAUUAGGGAUUAUGAUUUAAUUGAUGUGUGGCGAGAACAUCAUCCAAUGACAAGACAGUAUACAUGGGUAAAAGUAGCUAGUGAUCACGUUAGUUCAGCAAGGCUGGAUCGGUUUAUAUUAGUAGAAGUAAGAAUAAUAGUGUUCAAAAAUCUGUUAUUUCCCCAAAUGGUUUUACAGACCACCAUACAAGAGCUCAUCUUCAGAUGCGUUGUUUUUCUGUCUUCAUUAUAUCAUGAACGGUUUGGAAACCCAGGAUGAGCUGAACGUCCCUCAGAAGAUCAAACCCUUCUGUGUUCAGUCCGAGAUCAUUAGCCUGAAGUCUCUUUAAAAGACUGGUUUGUGUGUACAGUAAUAAUGAAUCCAGAUCAUGAAGUCUGUGCUGUGUUUAUCACCAGAAGAUCUCAAUCAGAUGCUCCUGAUCACAAUCAUUUUAUUUAAAGAGAUUAUAGAUCAGAUUUCAGCCUAACAGAGAAGCACCAUGAUAUCAUCUUCAUCUUCAUCUCAAACACAGAAUCAGCUACAGACUCUUUAACUCCAUCAGUGUGAACGCACUCAAUUAUUGUUUUUUAUUAUUCUUUAUAUUUUUGAGGUAUUACUGAAUGUUAUUAAAGAUGUUCCAAAGACAUGCAAGCAAUGUUUGCUUUUUUCUAUAAAACCAAGUAAAUAAAAACAUUUU